This is a messenger RNA of Amaranthus tricolor (Joseph's coat), 1056 nucleotides long. RefSeq lists its product as uncharacterized. The record is from RefSeq and is a predicted model, not a curated record. The transcript is spliced from 3 exons. Gene Ontology annotation, molecular function: protein binding. Bases 1 to 1056 code for a protein of 351 amino acids. NCBI's taxonomy places the organism in Eukaryota, Viridiplantae, Streptophyta, Magnoliopsida, Caryophyllales, Amaranthaceae.
AUGGUGGAAAUAGUAGUGCUAAAGAAAGAAAUUAUAUACCAAUUAUAUUAUGUUAUAAUCCUUAUUAGAUGCCCCGUAAAAUCCCUUGCUCGAUUCAAAUCUGUUUGCAAAGAGUGGAAUUCCAUCAUUUCAAGCCCUGAGUUUGUGCAUUCCCAUUUCAAUUUCUCAAAAUCAAACCCUAACUUUGUCGAAACCCUAAUUCUUUCUCACUUAUAUGAUAAUAGAAAUUUUGAAUUGCGUAAGCGCCGUACAACAAUCAAGAACAUUAACGGUGAAGAACAACAUGAUGAUGUUUGGGAUACAAUACCUAUCCGACAGCAACAAAUAUUUCGAGUGAGUAAUGUAGUAGUUAUCGGUUCAUGUAACGGUUUGUUAUGCAUUUAUAUUCAAACAGAUUCUUCAGAUUGCUAUGGCAUUUGGAAUCCCUGUAUAAGCCAUUUUCGUAAAGUACUCUCACCCAAAUGUGAUAUACCUGCCACAGGUUUUGGAUAUGUUGAUGAAGACUAUAAGAUUUUUCUCUUUGAGGCUGGUUGUUAUGAUUUUGCAAUUCUUGCAGUAAAUGUCUACUCUUUGAAAUCUAAUUCAUGGACUGAAAUUUCUCUACAAAAAACCUCAUGUAAAACUGAUUCAAUUACCCGAAUGACACCAUCUAAUAUUGGAGAUUCGUCCCUUCAUGUAACUGCUUCUGUUGGUGAAUACGCUAAACACUUGGUAGAAAUCUGGAGUUUUGAGGAUGAGGAAAAAACUCAAACAUGGACAAUGGUGUUUAAAUUAAAUGUUUCACAUUUUAGGUGGUUUGUAGAUGAACGUAUACAAGUUGUUGCAUUUACAAAAGCUGGAAAGAUAGUUAUGCGAAAGGGUUAUAAACUUUUCAUGGUUGAUCUAAAUAGGGAUCCUUUAACGUUUGUGGUAAUAAGGAAGGUAGGUGUUGUAUUUAGCUACCAUGAGAGCCUUGUUUCUCCAUACAAUUACAAACCAGUAAGGAAAAAGGUUGGGGAUACAUACCAUUCAUAUCGCUUUAUUGAACAAGGACGUACGAUUUUGGGUGAUCGAUGA